Molecule: messenger RNA, 2751 nt
Organism: Haliotis rufescens (red abalone)
Lineage: Eukaryota; Metazoa; Mollusca; Gastropoda; Lepetellida; Haliotidae
Product: collagen alpha-2(IX) chain-like
Exons: 3
Coding region: 1-2751 (916 amino acids)
Source: RefSeq, a predicted model, not a curated record
AUGACCAAAGAGGUUAACUCCGUCAGAAAGCUGAUAAGGCAUAGUCACCUCAUCCAGAGCCCCGUGGAUAUUGAAGGGGUGUUUGAUCGGAAAGGGGUGCCCAACCCUAAGGAUAUUGAAGGGGUGUUUGAUCGGAAAGGGGUGCCCAACUCUAAGGAUAUUGAAGGGGUGUUUGCUCGGAAAGGGGUACCCAACCCUAAGGAUAUUGAAGGGGUGUUUGAUCGGAAAGGGGUGCCCAACCCUAAGGAUAUUGAAGGGGUGUUUGAUCGGAAAGGGGUGCCCAACUCUAAGGAUAUUGAAGGGGUGUUUGAUCGGAAAGGGGUACCCAACCCUAAGGAUAUUGAAGGGGUGUUUGAUCGGAAAGGGGUGCCCAACCCUAAGGAUAUUGAAGGGGUGUUUGAUCGGAAAGGGGUGCCCAACCCUAAGGAUAUUGAAGGAGUGUUUGAUCGGAAAGGGGUACCCAACCCUAAGGAUAUUGAAGGGGUGUUUGAUCGGAAAGGGGUACCCAACCCUAAGAAUAUUGAAGGGGUGUUUGAUCGGAAAGGGGUACCCAACCCUAAGGAUAUUGAAGGGGCGUUUGAUCGGAAAGGGGUACCCAACCCUAAGGAUAUUGAAGGAGUGUUUGAUCGGAAAGGGGUACCCAACCCUAUGGAUAUUGAAGGGGUGUUUGAUCGGAAAGGGGUACCCAACCCUAAGGAUAUUGAAGGGGUGUUUGAUCGGAAAGGGGUGCCCAACCCUAAGGAUAUUGAAGGGGUGUUUGAUCGGAAAGGGGUGCCCAACUCUAAGGAUAUUGAAGGAGUGUUUGAUCGGAAAGGGGUACCCAACCCUGAGGAUAUUGAAGGGGUGUUUGACCGGAAAGGGGUGCCCAACCCUAAGGAUAUUGAAGGGGUGUUUGAUCGGAAAGGGGUACCCAACCCUAAGGAUAUUGAAGGGGUGUUUGAUCGGAAAGGGGUGCCCAACCCAAAGGAUAUUGAAGGGGUGUUUGAUCGGAAAGGGGUACCCAACCCUAAGGAUAUUGAAGGGGUGUUUGAUCGGAAAGGGGUGCCCAACCCUAAGGAUAUUGAAGGGGUGUUUGAUCGGAAAGGGGUGCCCAACCCUAAGGAUAUUGAAGGAGUGUUUGAUCGGAAAGGGGUACCCAACCCUAAGAAUAUUGAAGGGGUGUUUGAUCGGCAAGUGGUGCCCAACCCUAAGGAUAUUGAAGGGGUGUUUGAUCGGAAAGGGGUGCCCAACCCUAAGGAUAUUGAAGGGGUGUUUGAUCGGAAAGGGGUGCCCAACCCUAAGGAUAUUGAAGGGGUGUUUGAUCGGAAAGGGGUGCCCAACCCUAAGGAUAUUGAAGGAGUGUUUGAUCGGAAAGGGGUACCCAACCCUAAGCAUAUUGAAGGGGUGUUUGAUCGGAAAGGGGUGCCCAACCCUAAGGAUAUUGAAGGAGUGUUUGAUCGGAAAGGGGUACCCAACCCUAAGGAUACUGAAGGGGUGUUUGAUCGGAAAGGGGUACCCAACCCUAAGGAUAUUGAAGGAGUGUUUGAUCGGAAAGGGGUACCCAACCCUAAGGAUAUUGAAGGGGUGUUUGAUCGGAAAGGGGUGCCCAACCCUAAGGAUAUUGAAGGAGUGUUUGAUCGGAAAGGGGUGCCCAACUCUAAGGAUAUUGAAGAGAUGUUGGAUCGGAAAGGGGUGCCCAACCCUAAGGAUUAUGAAGGGGUGUUUGAUCGGAAAGGGGUACCCAACCCUAAGGAUAUUGAAGGGGCGUUUGAUCGGAAAGGGGUGCCCAACCCUAUGGAUAUUGAAGGGGUGUUUGAUCGGAAAGGGGUGCCCAACCCUAAGGAUAUUGAAGGAGUGUUUGAUCGGAAAGGGGUACCCAACCCUAAGGAUAUUGAAGGGGUGUUUGAUCGUAAAGGGGUGCCCAACCCUAAGGAUAUUGAAGGAGUGUUUGAUCGGAAAGGGGUACCCAACCCUAAGGAUACUGAAGGGGUGUUUGAUCGGAAAGGGGUACCCAACCCUAAGGAUAUUGAAGGAGUGUUUGAUCGGAAAGGGGUGCCCAACCCUAAGGAUAUUGAAGGAGUGUUUAAUCGAAAAGGGGUACCCAACCCUAAGGAUAUUGAAGGGGUGUUUGAUCAGAAAGGGGUGCCCAACCCUAAGGAUAUUGAAGGAGUGUUUGAUCGGAAAGGGGUACCCGACCCUAAGGAUAUUGAAGGGGUGUUUGAUCGGAAAGGGGUACCCGACCCUAAGGAUAUUGAAGGAGUGUUUGAUCGGAAAGGGGUGCCCAACCCUAAGGAUAUUGAAGGGGUGUUUGAUCGGAAAGGGGUACCCGACCCUAAGGAUAUUGAAGGGGUGUUUGAUCGGAAAGGGGUGCCCAACCCUAAGGAUAUUGAAGGGGUGUUUGAUCGGGAAGUGGUACCCAACCCAAAGGAUAUUGAAGGGGAGUUUGAUCGGAAAGGGGUGCCCAACCCUAAGGAUAUUGAAGGGGUGUUUGAUCGGCAAGUGGUGCCCAACUCGAAUAAUCGUAAAGGGGUGCUUGAUCGAAAGGCGAUUCAAAGGCUAAGGAUAGAUUUGGGGGUAACCUCCCCUAACCUCAACACAACUAACCCUAAGGAUGGGAGAGGCACACGAGAUCUGUGUGGCAAGUGUCACUUUCGGCAGCCCGAGCCAAUUAGCGCCGGCACACUGCGCCCUGUAACCUCCAUUGUAACCGUUGUCUGUCCUGUUUGUGCGUUUCUAAACAUUCAAGUUCUGUGGAUUUUGUUGUCAGUUUAG